Molecule: messenger RNA, 910 nt
Organism: Myotis lucifugus (little brown bat)
Lineage: Eukaryota; Metazoa; Chordata; Mammalia; Chiroptera; Vespertilionidae
Gene: PLXDC1
Product: plexin domain containing 1
Source: RefSeq, a predicted model, not a curated record
AUGGCUGCUGCGGCUCCCACCAUCACAGCUGCAUCCCGGCCAACGGUUACCGAGCAAGGCGAGGGCCCCCCCCCUGUUCCCAUUGAGGGCAGUCAUUCUGCCCGCCUUCCAUUGGCCAGUCCUUUCGCCACGCCAGCUGAGGACAACCACAGCUACUAUGUGUCUCGUCUGUACGGCCCCAGCGAGCCUCGCAGCCGGGAGCUGUGGGUGGACGUGGCCAAGGCCAACCGGAGCCACGUGAAGGUCCACAGAAUCCUCUCCAACACCCACCGGCAGGCUUCGAGAGUGGUCUUGUCCUUCGAUUUCCCUUUCUACGGGCAUCCUCUGCGGCAGAUCACCAUAGCAACCGGAGGCUUCAUCUUCACUGGUGACGUGACCCAUCGGAUGCUCACGGCGACUCAGUACGUGGCCCCGCUCAUGGCCAACUUCAACCCCGGCUACUCCGACAACUCCACAGUGGCUUACUUUGACAAUGGGACCGUCUUUGUUGUUCAGUGGGACCAUGUCUACCUCCAAGGCCGGGAGGACAGGGGCAGCUUCACCUUCCAGGCGGCUCUGCACCGUGACGGCCGCAUUGUGUUUGGCUACAAAGAGAUCCCCAUGUCUGUCCUGGAAAUCAGCUCCUCCCAGCACCCCGUCAAAGCCGGCCUAUCGGACGCCUUCAUGACGCUCAAUACGUCCCCGGACGUUCCAGAAUCCCGGCGAAGGGCCAUCUUUGAAUACCACCGUGUGGAGCUGGACCCCAGCAAGGUCACCAGCACGUCGGCCGUGGAGUUCACCCCAUUGCCAACCUGCCUGCAGCAUCGAAGCUGCGACGCCUGCGUGUCCUCCGAACUGACCUUCAACUGCAGCUGGUGCCACGUCCUCCAGAAGUUGUGCCGGACUGUCCUCCGGUCCCCGCGGGCAGCCU